AAAUUAUAAGCAAUUCUAUUAAAAUAUUUUAUUAAAUAUAAGUUUAGUACAAGUAAUGGAUGUUUUGGGGCCCUUAUCGUGGAGCUCGUGGAUAGCGCUGUCAAUUGUGUCGGCUCUGCCAUUCAUUUAUAUAUUUUUAACCAAAACCUUCAACUACUGGAAAAAACUAGGUGUGAGUGGUCCGACGCCAUACCCAAUAGUGGGCACAAAUCUUUACAGAGUCCUUAAACCAGGUCCUAACGUGGAAUUGGAUUGGUUCGCAAAAUAUGGAAAAUUAUACGGGGUUUUUAAUAAGACUGCGCCCAUAAUAACUAUCGGCGAACCGGAACUCAUCAAAAAUGUUUUGGUCAAAGAUUUUCAUCUGUUUUCCGACCGCAAAGAUAGACCGGUUGACCAUAAGAUACUAAAUCAACAUCUGUUUGCCUCCCGGGGCGACGACUGGAAACGCUUGCGAUCUAUACUCAGCCCUACCUUUACGUCGGGAAAGAUGAAGAAAAUGUAUCCAAUGAUUAGGGAGUGUUUGACUGAUUUCUUGGAUCACUUGGAAGUGUACGCCAAGGAUGGCAAGGAUGUCAACAUCAAGGAUAUGAUGGGGAACUUCACGAUGGAUGUGAUCGCCACGUGUGCCUUCGCCACCAAAACUAAUUCACAUAAAGACCCCAACAAUCCGUUUGUAGGAAACGCUAAGAAAAUAUUUGAUUUCCCGAUUUCAAGACUCCUCCCAAUAAUGCUUUUGCCAAAGAAGUUGUCCACUCUUUUGGGUCUUUCAGUUCAAGACGAGAGACUCAAUGAGUUCUUCUUCGAUGUGACGAAACAGCGAAUCAAUGAAAGAAAAUCCGUUAAAAAUAGUAAGAAAUACAAUGAUUUCAUUCAACUUCUUGUGGACGCAAACAAUAAUACAAAU
Molecule: messenger RNA, 904 nt
Organism: Oppiella nova
Lineage: Eukaryota; Metazoa; Arthropoda; Arachnida; Sarcoptiformes; Oppiidae
Source: the annotation of a GenBank genome assembly